AUGAUACGAAAGAGAUCUGGUGGACAUCUACCAAGGGGAUGGCAUUUUCUGCCAGAGACGGCACCUUCCGCCUGUGGCUUUCUCGAGAAUUGUGAGGCGGCUUCCCGCUUUGAGGAUCUGAGGCCUUUCUGCUACGAGCCUCUGCACAUGCACAAGGUGCACGUGCUCCACCGGGACCGCAACGACACCCGCGCGGCCGUGAGGCUCCUGAGGGACAUCCUGCGCUGCCGCCUCCUGCGCCACCAGGACCAGGUCUCCUACAUGGCGCAUCAGAAGUGGUACCUCAGAGAAAACGCCUUCCUGGGCAGCCGCUGCAGGCCCAGCAGGGCGUGCAGCAGCACUGCCUUCGUCGGCAAGGUGUGCCGCAUGGCGAUUCCGUAUCAAAUCCAACGUACCUACACAUAUAGUGAGGAACUCUCAACUGGAGUCACUCAGUUGGCAGGAAUGCUGUUGACGGAAUGCUUCCCGCAGGUGCUCCGCCUGGGCCUUCGGUGGGCGCGCCCUCUCCUAGAAGACGAAGAUCUGGACGUCCAGAUCAUCUACAUGGUUCGUGACCCGCGCGCUGUUCUCAGUUCCCGAGCUAGGGUCGACUGGUGCACGUCCUCUACCUGCCGCGGCUUUCAGACAGUGUGUUCUCUUCUGGAAAAGGACCUGACGGAGGCUGCGGCACUCCUACAGGAAUAUCCUCACAGGUUUAUGUUCGUUCAAUAUGAAGAAAUGUGUCAAAAUAUGUCGGCUGCCCUUGCUGAUAUAAUGGACUUCCUGGGGUUGCCGGUAACUAAUGUACAAAUGAAUAUGCUGAAGUAUGAGAAGCCCUCCACUGACCCACUGAUCAUCACGAAGAACAGCCUCCUGCAGGCGCAGCUCUGGCGCAACAUGACCUCCUACGCGGAUAUUGUGAUUCCCGUCCAGGAGCACUGCAAGGCAUCGCUGGACAAACUGGGCCUCAGGAUAUUCUCCUCCAACACGGAGUUCCAGAACCUCAGCGUCCCAGCACUGAUCCGGCCUCCUAUACCGUAG
This is a messenger RNA of Penaeus indicus, 1020 nucleotides long. Its product is annotated as carbohydrate sulfotransferase 6-like. Gene Ontology annotation, biological process: sulfur compound metabolic process; N-acetylglucosamine metabolic process. The transcript is spliced from 6 exons. The record is from RefSeq and is a predicted model, not a curated record. Bases 1 to 1020 code for a protein of 339 amino acids. Gene Ontology annotation, molecular function: N-acetylglucosamine 6-O-sulfotransferase activity. Lineage: Eukaryota; Metazoa; Arthropoda; Malacostraca; Decapoda; Penaeidae.